Messenger RNA from Homarus americanus (American lobster), 2379 nucleotides. RefSeq names its product probable glutamate receptor. Lineage: Eukaryota; Metazoa; Arthropoda; Malacostraca; Decapoda; Nephropidae. The record is from RefSeq and is a predicted model, not a curated record. The transcript is spliced from 14 exons. Gene Ontology annotation, molecular function: glutamate-gated receptor activity. Gene Ontology annotation, cellular component: membrane. Bases 36 to 2069 code for a protein of 677 amino acids.
UGUUCCGGUGUAGCCAUUUUUCGUGCACGCUUCCCAUGGUCAAGUCUCCUGCAACUCCUGUUGUGACUUCAUGUUCAGGACUCCUUUACUACUUAAGUGGUACGAGGUGGACUAUGAAGAUGGUAGUGACUAUGACACUGUUGUUAUUGUUGUUAGUAAUUGCUACCGUACUUUCUGCCGUCAGCCUGCCUCGCCCUGACGAUGAGACCGACACAUUAACAUCAGCGGGGGAGGCGGUGGAGGCUGUGUUGGCACCAGCGUCACAUACCCGCUGCUCUGUCUUCCUCCUCACUGACGGCAUUAGCUUCACCUCUUCCAUCUUAAAUAGUUUGGGUAGACUCUCGGUUCCCUGGGGUGUGGCGGUGUUCGAAUUGGCAGUGGACGGCCAGGACGCUAAUGUGACGCAGGCGCAGCUCUCCCGGGUGGUCUACGAGGCUCGGCGGCUGCGGCAGGUGUCAUGGUGCGUGACGGUGGUGGUGGUGAGCAACGACGCAGCCUUCCUCGCCGCCUUCGCCGAGUGGUCCCUCAAGGGCCGCCUCCUAGUGUGGCCGACGAGGCUCCUCGUCGUCACCCGCCUGCACCUCCCGGAGCUCCACCACCUACACAAGUUACUCUCCAUGACCAACUCCAUGUUGCUUAUUGUAGAUGACGCAGCUAUUUUUAAAAGAUAUAAAGUAUAUAUACACCUGCCUUAUAAUCCUCGGGGACCCCAGGUGAUGCGAGUUGCGUCCUGGACACCCCAGAGAGGCCUUUCUCUUAAGACCCACCUCCCCCUCUUCCCGGAUAAGUUCUUCAAAUUCAUUUCGCAGCCGAGGUUGGUGGUGACGAUGGAGGAGGCAAUGACAACCAAAGCCGUGACGAAGGCGGACCCUGAGGCUCCCGGGGGCCAGCGACUCUGGUUCACGGGAAGUGUACCGAACGUCAUGGAGGCAAUUGCAGAGAGUAUCAAUUUCUCAUACACGUACGUGCGCUCUCCAGAUCGGACUUGGGGUACCAAACUCCCAAACGGUUCCUGGUCAGGCAUGAUGGGCGUGGUGACCAGAGGGGAAGCAGACAUCGGUCUUGGCUACUUCAUCAUGACUGUCAGCCGGGCUGAGGACGUGGACUUUACGUGGCCAAUGAUCGUAUCAUAUUCAGGAAUCGUGGCUCCUCGAGGAGGGGCGGAGGUAGACCCGUGGGGCUUCCUACUGCCUCUACAGCCACUGGUGUGGACGGCCAUCCUCACGGCCCUGCUAGUGUUGUCUUCAGGAAUAUCUCUUCUUGACGUUUGCCAUUCUCGAAAAUUUGUGAAUGGAGGAAGUAGGACGAUGGAUGCCUACGACCUACUUCGUGUUUUACUACAGCAAGACAUCUCGAAACUCUCCAACCGGUGGUGGUGGGAACGACUGGUGUUGGCGGUGUGGAUGUUAAUGACCCUGGUGUUAACACGGUCCUACGCCGGCAAUCUCAUGGCUCUCCUGGCCGUGAGACACAUCUCAGAGCCUUACAAAACGCUUCGAGAGGUGCUGGAUGACCCAUCUGUGACCAUGAUAUGGCAAGAAAAUUCAGCUAACGUGCAAUAUUUUCGUAGCGCAGAUCAAGGCAUGUUCCGGGAGGUGAGAGAGGCGGAGACCGCAGGGCGUGUUAAGUUCCUUCAGCCGAGUGACUACAACAAGAAGGUGCCGGUACUGCUCAGGCGGGGCGACCACGUUCUCAUAGAUGCAGAGAUCCUCUUGAAGCCUUUCAAAGCUGAAGCAUUCUCUAGCACAGGCCGCUGUGACUUCCACACCUCCAGAGAGCAUUACCUGACCAUAAUAGCUGGUUUGAUAACGCAGAUGAACAGCCCUCUUCUACCUGCCCUGCAUAAUAGAAUAUUGCGAAUAUUGGAAUCUGGAUUAUAUGAUCAGUGGACGAAGGAGAUCACUCCAAACUCCACAUCGUGUGCCCACCCACCGACCAAGAUCACUGUCAACACCUCUCUCUCCAUCACCAAUAUCUGGGGGAUGUUUGUGGCUCUCGGUACUGGACUCGCUUUAGGACUGCUGAUGUUUGUCCUCGAGUUCCUCACCAGUUGUCCUCCUCGAUUAUAAAGUUCCUCUCCAAACGUUGCCAAGAAAGUUUUGCUUUUGCCCUUUAUAUUUUAUUAUCAGUCAAUAAUUUUCUAGUAUUUAUAUAGUGUUUUUUUAAUUUGGUGAUAUUUAUGUCGUUUGUAGACUUAGAAAAAUAGAUUUGAGGAAAUUUGGCUUUUGUUUAUACCAAUACAGUAUACAUGUUCUACAGCCAAUAUCCCUUUACUUACAGUAGAAGGAGAUUUACACAGUUAAAUUAUUCAUAUGUAUUGAUUACCUUAUAAAGGGGGCAGCUUCCACUCUCACCAUUUAUAAAGGGGCGGAUAUCUUA